Melozone crissalis (California towhee) is the source of this 11033-nucleotide messenger RNA. Its product is annotated as hydrocephalus-inducing protein homolog. Bases 1 to 10923 code for a protein of 3640 amino acids. The transcript has 63 exons. Gene Ontology annotation, cellular component: axoneme. NCBI's taxonomy places the organism in Eukaryota, Metazoa, Chordata, Aves, Passeriformes, Passerellidae. Gene Ontology annotation, biological process: axonemal central apparatus assembly; cilium movement. The record is from RefSeq and is a predicted model, not a curated record.
AUGGUGAAGGUUUCCAUGGAGAGCAGCCCUUAUUUCCAGCUGGCAUGCCCCAGUGAUGUGUACCACAUCGUGCCACCGGGCGCCUCUGCCCCUGUGCGCAUCCGCUUCACCCCCGACGAGAACAAGAAUUAUUCCCAUGAGAUCACCUGCAUCACUGCCAAGGAGAAGAUAGUUGUGCCAAUUGAGGCCAUCGGUGCUCGAGCUAUCUUGGACUUCCCUGCCCAGGUGGACUUCUUCAAGUGUCCGGUCAAGCACAGCACCCAGAAGACUCUGCUGGUUCGCAAUGUUGGAAACCGGCCUGCUUGUUACGAGCUCAGCACCCAGAGUCCUUUCUCUGUGGUGCCGACCUCAGGAAUUCUGGGCGCUGGUGACGCCAUGCGGGUGAAAGUGAGAUUUCACGCGCUGACCAACGGGGACUAUUUUGGGUCCCUGGCAGUGUGCUGCAACCCAGAUGAACAAAUUAUCCACACAAAGCUCCAUGGAAAAGCUGUAGAUAUUGAUGUUGUGUUGAGCACAGAUUCCGUGGAGGCUGGCAAGACUUUUAUCACCAAGUCACACCAGACAACCGUGUUCAUCGAAAACAGGAGUAACAUCACAGCACACUUCCAGUGGAAGGCUCUUCCUACUGAGGAAGAUGACAACGAAGAGAAGAGGAGGCAGAGUUUUUUGCUACAACCAUCAGGUGAGGACUGGCUGGAAAACUUCAUGGAGGAGAAAGAAGUAGAGAAGGAGCAGGGCUUUUGUGAAGAUCACACUACCCUCCUGAGAAGCAGGGUCCAGGAGAAAAAGGCACAGGCGCAAAAAGACCCCCUGCUCUUCUCCAAUGACUUUUUUUUCAUUGAGCCAAUGGAGGGAGAAAUUGGGCCCAACUGUUCGGCUGAAAUCAAGGUGACCUUUCAACCCCUGGAAACACUGGAGUAUCGAAGCCGUGAGAGCAGGAUGCCCCUGUACCUCAGAGGGGAAGGCCAAGGACCCUUGCUUGAAUUCAGCUCUCCUACGCUGAACCUUGGCAAGAUUUUUAUCAACACCUCCUAUGUCUAUGAGGUGAAACUGAUUAACCAAGGAGCUCUUGAUGCUCCCUUCACCUAUAUCCCUUCAACCACAGAUGUGGACUUCUGUUUCAAGUUUCAACCCGAGCGGGGCAUCAUUCCAGCAGGUGGGACCCAGACUAUUCGGGUCUCCUUUGAUGCCACUGUGCUGGGGAGCUUUGAGAAAGCAUUUCAAUUCAGUGUGACUGAAUCUCCUACACCUGUGUUCCUGACCAUCAAGGGCAGCGUCACUGGACCGGAUUUACAGUUCGAUGUCCCUGAGCUCGACUUCGGGGACAUCUCCUUUGGCUUUCCCUAUACCCAGAGCUGCCGCCUCACCAACAGCUCCCCGGUGCCCGUGACGUUCAAGCUCCGCAUGUCGGAGGAUGGCAUGCAGCCGGCUGUGAGCAGCUUUGAUCAAGUACGCAAAGAAGGUGACCCAUCCUGGGACAAGGGAAUUCAAUUCUGUAUGGAGCCAAGGGAGUUCACAAUGAAUCCCAGCCAAGGAACCAUCGUCCCCCAGGGACACCAGCAUAUUCAGGUGACCCUCUGUUCCAACACCGUGACGAGAUUCAAACGGAGAUUGCUGGUGGACCUGGAGGGUAUUGCUAAGGAAGUGGCAUCAGUGUUCAUCAUAGCCAGAUGUGUCGUUCCUGAGCUGAAUGUGUUCCCCAUAAUCCUGCCGUACCGUGAGUGCCUCCUGAAGGUGCCAUAUGAGAGGAAGCUCUUUGUUACGAAUUCCACCAGCCUUCCUGGCUGCUACGGGCUUAUUCCCCAGAAACGCGAGGAGGAUUCUCCUGUGCUCUACAGCAGCCCCAAGCCCUGUGGGAUUGUCCAGCCUUACAGCACUGCAGAGAUCCCAGUUAUAAUCGAAGUGCAGACAGUGGGCGAGCAUCGCACCAACAUUCUCGUCGGCGUGUUCGGGGAUGCGAGACACCCACGGGGAGUAGAAUUAUGGAGCACUGGAUGGCUGGAUGAAAUCUACCCAAGUCCAACUCUGUUAGAGUUUGGCAGGAUCCCAGCUCUACAACCUGCUUCACAAAGCUUUACCCUCUUCAGUGAAUGUCUCGUCCCUGUAACCUUCAGGGUAGACAUUCUUUCCAAAUCCUACUGCUUUGUUGUUGAACCCAGUGAAGGAGUGAUCCCUGCUAGGGGUGAGGUUCCUGUGACUGUCACAGCAACCCUGGAUGACACUGUGGGUUUUGAGGAGUCUGUCCAGCUGUUCAUUAGGAACAGCCUUUGGAGCACCGUCUUUCUCCAGGCUUUUGGCAUUGGCACCACAAUUGUCAUAGAUGAACCAUUUGCCCCAGAGCUCAACUUGGGAUACCAAUUCAGCCUGGUGCCCUGUAUUCGUCAGUUCAAAGUAACAAACAAGGGCCGCCGUUACCAUCAGCUCUUCUGGAGUGCAGAAUGCUACAGCCCACCUGAGGAGGAGGCCCAGAGUGUCUCAGCCCUCAGUAGCCCCCAGGAUGAUUCCCAGAAGCCCAAACGUGCCAAGCCUGCGUUUGGGGUGAAGUCACCAACGAUGGGCCUGGCGCGAGGCCAGUCUGAGGACAUGGUGCUGCGAGGCUUCUCCCGCAUCCCACAGGAGGUGCAGGAUUAUGUGUACUGUGAUACUCUCAUUGGGACAGCCCUCAAGAAGGAGAGGAUAAUAGAAACAAUCAUCACCUGUGAGUUUAUUCACCCCUCUAUAGAAGUAUCAGCCAGAGAAUUCUCUUUCUAUGUGGAGAAGAAACCCAGUGAUGUCCUGAGGCUGCAGUACCAGCCUUUGUCUUUAAAAAACACCUGCCUGCUGCCACUGGACCUCAUGCUGGACUUGGAGCAGCCGUUCCAGGUCUGUGAUGAGGAGAAGCAGCCCCUCCCAGUUGGCCAGCCUGUGAGAGUGGAUGUAGGGGAGACCUGCCAUCUCUACAUCGUGUUUGACCCAGCUUAUGAACUGGAUUUUAAGAGCUGGAAAGAAGAAAAGGUUCUGAAGAUAGACAUGGUCAGGGGCCAUCCUUUUGUGGAGCAUAUCAGCCUUCAGGGAGAAGUGCACUUCCCAAAUCUCCAAAUGCAGCCCAGCUCCCUGGAGUUUGGCUGCAUCAGGGUUGGCACUGAAGAAGUGCGUUCCCUGGAGAUGAGCAACUGCAGCCCACUGCCCGUCCAGUACCACUGGUCAUUCCAGUCCGACAGCGAGGUGACCAGGUUUAGGUGCAAGCAGCACAAAUUCCUGAAUACCCUCGCCUCCAAGUGGGGUUUGAGGGAGUCAGUUGCUCCGUGGACGUACCGCAGACUUCCCUCGAAGCGCAGGAGCGCCAUCCUGCCAGUGUCAGGUGUGCUGCAGCCAGGAGAGAGCCAGCAGGUCUCCUUCACCUUCUGUGGCCACCUCAACACCAUCGCCGAUGUCACGGCGCUGUGCCACGUGGAGGGAGGCCCCACCUACGAGGUGCUGGUGACCGGGGAGAUCUCACAUCUCAGCUACCUCGUGAGGCCCCAGGAGAUCAACUGUGGCUUACAGAUGUUUAAUGAAAUUCGUCACAGCAAUGUCACCCUGGUGAAUGGUGGCAAGAUUGAACUCAACUGGGUGCUAAACCCCAGCCCUGCAGAUAAGCGUCUGCCUGGUGUGUUUCUGGUCAACCCCACCACUGGUUCCCUUGCACCUGGCAAGAAGCAAGUGCUGAAAUUCUCUUACAUGCCAGGAUUACCAGGAGCCUUCAGCAGGACUUACCAGCUUAAAGUGGGUGACCUGGAACCAGAAAAUAUCUGCCUGAAAGGAGAAGCAUCCUUUCCCAUGAUCAGUCUGGACCUGCCCUGGAACAUCAGAGGAAAUGAAAAAUAUGAGAAGACACUGAAACGGCUCGUAAAACGCCGGCAAAUAUUCGAUCCCAGCUAUAAAUCAGUUGUUCUGAAGAAGCCUCAGAGCCCAAAGACUGAGACCUUGAAGACUCGGGACCUGCAGCCCAGCGUGCUUGCCUCUGGCACUGUAUCAGACACUCAGCUGCAGAUAAAGAUGAUCAGGAUGCUGAUAGAGAAGGCUGCUUUGGAGCUGCAGCAAAUUCUUCCAUCCCAUCCCCUGAAGAGCAGGUUCCCUGACAAGGAGCUGUGCCAGAGUCUUGUCAAAGUUGAGCUGCUCGAGUAUGUCCUGGAUAUGGGCCCUGUCCUUAAGGGUUACACUGAGUCACACUCUCUGAAGAUCACCAACCCUGGGCAGAUCCAUGUGUCCUUCCAGGUCGAUGUAUCUGUCCUGCAGGACACAGGUUUCAGUGUGAGCCUGGACCAGAUGAUUUGCCUGCCCCCCAACAACAGCGUGGACUUCGACGUGCGCUUUGAAAGUGCCCACAAGCCGUAUGGUGACGUGGAAGUGGUGCUGCCCAUAGAGGUGAUAGAAGGCCCUAUGUACAGCAUCCGCAUCCGUGCCACUGUGUUGGAACUGUCACUCACCCUCUCCAAGAACAGAUUGCAGUUCUCUGACAUCGUUGUUGGGGACUGCCAGGUUAAUACCAUCCGACUCUUCAACUGGUUCCGAGUACCCUGCAAAUGGUUCAUUGCUUCCAACAAGCCUGCUCUGAGGGUAAAGCACAGCACCGUGUCAGUGUCUCAGAACAUGAGGAGACCUCACAUUAUUGAUUUCUGUGCCCAGAACAAUCAGCACGAGCCCUGUCCCUUUGACGUGACGCCCUCCAAAGGAACCCUUGAUCCAGGAAAGUGGCAGAACUUGCAUAUCCAGUUUACACCUGAGGAGGAGAGGUCUUACAAGAAUGAGCUGGAGCUUAUCAUUUGUGGGAGCAGCAAUCGCUUAAAGCUGCACCUCUCAGGACAAGGUCUGGAGCCACGGUUGGAGUUCAGGCCCCCAGCACUAAAGAUGGGAUGGAUGCUGGUGGACAGCGAUGGGGUGGAGGCCACAGUGGUGGUGAAGAACCCAUGCAACUUCCCCAUUGAGUUUUACUCCCUGGAUUUUGAUGAGCAGUACCUUGAGGAGGAGAAGAUCCUGCGGAUGGCAGUGGGGUCUGAGUACCAAAAGAGCUUUUUUCUGCCUCCACGUGCCGUGGGUGAGACACUGCCUCCAGAGGUGCUGCAGGACCAUGGAGCACAGUGGAGGCCAAAGGCUCAAGAGGCAGAGCUCAAGGCCAGGGCUGAGGCUGAGGCCAAGGCCAUGGGCAAGGCAGCAGCAGCACAUCACAGAGCUGUCCCAUUCUGUCCUGAGUCCAUGGUGAAAGAGGCUGGGAAUCCUGUCUCUCGGGCUGUCCUGCGCCACCUGGGCAUUGACCCGGACUCAAGGAGGUGCGAGGCGCAGCCCCACCAAGGAGGGAUGGUUGUCAUCAUCCAUGGGCCGCCCCGGGCAGGAAAGACAGAGAUAGCAGCAGGCCUGUGUCAGUAUUACGACGCUGCUUACGUGUCCAUCGACACCGUGGUGAAAGAGGCCAUGGCCAAGGACGGGAGCCCAGCGGGGCUCCGUGCCCGGGAGCUCUGCACCCAGGCUGCCCUGGAGCUGGAAGGCAAAGACGAAGGUGAUGCUGAUAAAACAUCUCAGACCAAGAAUAAACGAGCCUCUGGGGAAAAAAUCAACAAGAAUGUCAAAGAAAAGACCCCUCCAUCACAAAAGAAGGAGUCAGCCAGCAAACUUGGUAAACAUGACAUCAAGUUCACAGUUUCCACUGCUCCUGCGCCCCAGCAGCUGAACAUCGUCAGCAGUCGUGGGGAAGAGCUGAACUGCUUGAGCUGUGUGCUGCCCGAGGAGCUGCUGGUGGACAUCCUCAGUGAGAGGCUGCAGCGUAAAGACUGCUCCAAGGGAGUGAUCUUUGAUGGCUUGGAGAGCCUCUUUGCAAGCAGCCUGGAAUCUUCCCUACUCUGUGUACUCAAAGCUGUCAAGAAUCGUUGUCAUAUCUUCAUGGUGAACCUGCAUGAGGAUUAUGAUUCUUGGAAAGCCAGGGAGGAAGCUGAAAGAAAGAGGAAGGAAGCUGAAACAGAGAAGGAAGCUCUGCAGAGGAAAGCAGAACGUAUCUUGCAAAUAGAUGAGGAUGAGUAUGAUGCUCUCCCUAAGGAGAAGAAAGCAGAAAUGGAUAAAAUAAUCCUGGAAAGGAAGCGCAUACGGAGGAAAAAGGAGCUGAAGCGGCUGGCUCAAAAGCUUCAGGAGGAGGCAAAAGCCUUAGAGAGGCGGAAGGAGGAAAAGAAGGGUGUCUCCGUGCAGAAGCAACCUCCAAAACCAGCGAAGGAAGAAACCAGAUCACCUGAGGGGAAGGAAGCCCCAGAGAAGGGGGAAACCAAAGCCCCUGAGACCGGAGAAACCAAAGCCCCAGAGAAAUGGGAAACCAAAGCUGCAGGGAUGGGGGAAACCGAAAUUCCAGAGGACCCAGCUGAGAUGGAGAACUUGAUCCUGAGGUUUCAGAUUUAUGAUUCAUCACAGCAGAAUGUUGCACAGGUUUUCUCCUGCUGGGACAGGGUUCAGGGUACCGUGCAGUUACCUGUGAUCCAAAAGGGAAAGUCUCCAGCUGAAAACAAAGGUCAGAAGACCAAUAAGCCUCAGGAGAAGGUGGAGAAGAAGCCUGAACAAAAAAGUGGAGACCAAAGGAGUCUUCAGUCAUCUCAGCUGGGGACGCGAAGCGAAGCUGCCGAAGGAGCAGUCGGAGACGAGCACAUUGGGGUGCCGUGCCUGGACAUUGAGGUCUCAGAUCCAAAGGCCAUGAUUGGGCAGAUCCUGAGGGAUGGGAAGCUGCCAACGGAAGACCAGCUGCUGAAACAUCUGGGACUGCAUCCUGAUGGCCCCCCCCUUCCCCCUGCUGCUGUGCUCUCCAUAGUCGAGUACCCAGAGGAGAGACUGGGCUCUGCAGAGCGUGUGGAGCCCUUCAGCAUUGUGGCACCAGAAGGUGCUGCUAUAGAAGAGGAUCUGCCCAAGGCCCCAGAUCCAGAUGUGAAGGGCAGUUCUUCCAAGGGCCAUCCAAAGACAGGUAAAGCAACCAGCAGAGACAGCUCUGCCAAGGAGAAGCAUAUCUCCACACAGAGAGCAGAAAGUCCCCGGGAUUCCUCUGCAACAGGAUCCAAAAGUACAGUGGGAAGUGCCUCAGUCCCCACAGAAUUCCUCAGGCUGAAACGGUACCGGUGGAUAGUGCCUGCCCACGGUGAGGUGGAACUGAAGGUCAACUUCUUCGCCAAAAAGCCAGGGAGGUUUGAGCAGACACUGAGGUUUGAGCUCGUGCAGUCAAAGCGCCAGUACGAGCUGCCCUGCUGUGGCACCGGCCUGUACCCCAGCAUCAGCCAGAACCCACGGGUGGUGUUUCCACAGUGCAGGAAAACCAUGAAGGAAGACGAAGUCAUCUUCAAGGAAUACGUUGAGAGCACAAAGCAAUUCCACUUUGGACCGCUGCUGUGUGGGAAAUCAAGAGAGUGGUACAAGGCCCUGAACUGUCCCGGCAACUUGGAGAAGCUAACCAUCCUCAACAUCUCCCCCAUGGUCAUAGAGGUCCACUUCUCCUUUGAGAAUGAUGGGGAAGCAGAAACAUUCCUUCUGGACCCUCCCAGCCUAACCCUGAAACCAAAGGAGAAGCAGGAGCUGACCAUUUGGGCAUACCCCACUUCCCUUGGCUUCCUGGAAGACAAGCUCAUCUGCAGCAUUGAGAAGAACCCGGAGCCAGUGGUCUUCAGCCUGUGCUGCUAUGGGGUGCAUGUGAAGCUGGAGGUCAGCCCCCCAGAGCUCUCUUUUGACAAGCUGCUUCUGCACAGGACUGACAGCAGGACCUUGGUCCUGAAAAACAACAGCCUGCUGCCCAUGGCCUGGCAGCUCAAUGGGCUGGAUUACCUUGCUGAGAACUUCUCCUUGUCACAAGAUAAUGGCAUCCUUGAUCCCCACUCAGAGUUGGAAGUGACAGUGCAUUUCAAGGCUGAGCAGAUUGGCAUAAUGGAGAAGAUCCUCCGACUAGAGGUUUCAGAUAUAGAAAAUGUCCUAGGGGUUGUCCACACUGAAAACAUCGAAAUCUCUGCAGAGGUCUACGAUGUUUCUCUGACCAUUGACUUCAUACCUGAAGGUCCAGAAGGAAGCUUGGAAUUUGGAACCGUUAAUGUCCUGGAUAAUGUGAAGAAAGUCCUAAGUUUAAACAACAAAGGGGUAUACAACAUUGAGUACAGGUUCAUGCUGAAGGGUGCAGGUCCCAGGAUGCGAGACGCGGCAUCCCACUUCACUGUUGCGCCUCAGUCGGGCGUGCUGAUUGCCUCCCAGCCUGCUGUGAAUGUUGAGAUGCUCUUCCACCCCACCAGUGAAAUGCUCCUCAAGAACAGACCCAUCCUGUACUGCCAGGUGACAGAUGCCAGAUUAGGUCAAGGAGGCCAGGUUGUGGCUGACAUCCCACUGAAGGUGUCGGCCAAAGCCGUGUACAGCAAGUACAGCAUUGAGCCUGCCUCACCCAUCAACUUUGGGGCCAUGAUCAAGGGCACCAAGAAGAGCCAGACUGUGGUGCUGGAGAACAAAGGCAUGCUCCACUUCAAAUUCUGCAUCCGCCAACCACCCGAGGAUGCAUCUACAUCAGAAAGGAAAAGCUCAAAGGAAGGGGAAUCUGCUCCAUUGGCUGCUAGGCUCUCAACAGCAAGGAAAUCAAGCUCCUUCACACAGAGUCACCUCAAUCUUGGCAUGUUCACGGUGUCCCCCUGCUCCGGCUCCAUCGGUCCGUGGGGCCAGCAGAAGAUCACAGUGGACUGCUUCGCGGGGCAGGAGGGGAAAUGUGAGGAGCAGCUCUACAUUGACAUCCCGGGCAGAGACCCCAAGGAGAAUCCCCUGGGCAUUCCCUUCACCCUGAUUGCCGAGUCCUGCCUCCCAGGACUUGCUGAGGACGUGCUGUUAAUCUUUGAGGAGUACCUGAUCUGCAGCAGCACCAACCUCGACCGCAAGAUGCAGUUGGUGAAAGGCACGGGCCUGUUCGUCAGAGAUGAGAACAGGUUCAUCUUCAACAAGGUUCUGGUUGGCCAAGAGGCAGAAGCUCAUUUCAGUAUCUACAGUGCAAGCAGCCUGCCGUGUGAUGUGGUCCUUUCCAUCAAACCCCUGCCUGGAGAGGAACAGAUCCCUAUCAACAACGUUUUCAAGUUGGAUCCAGUCAAGAUGUCCAUUCCUGGCUCAUCCUAUGCUGUUGCUACAGUGACCUUCACCCCGCCAGAUGAGCAGAACUACAACUGCACCUUCAAGGCUUCCCUUGUCAUCCCCAAAGGCCCUGUGAAAAUUAAACCCCAAACCGUGACCUUCACCAUCAGUGGGAAGGCGCACGAGGCGCAGCUGACGGUCGUGUGCCCCAGCGCUCGCAGCAAGAGGGGAACGGCCGUGCUGCGCUUCAAGAGGCGCCGCGUGGGGACAUCCCAGAAGCUGCCCCUGGUCGUCCGGAACGAUGGCAUCAUACCUCUCAAGUUUAUGUUACGCCUGGAGCACGAGUACGGAGCGUUCUUCUUGAAGGGCAGGGCCUCCACACUCGAGGUAUUCCGCACUGAAGAUGAGGACUCCCUCAUAAAUGGGAGCAAGCCCACAAAGCCUUUCUUCCUUCUGCGUCACGGGGAAUCAGCAGAGUUUGAUGUCAUUUUCAAACCCACCCUGGCUCAACGUCUGGAAGGGGAGAUUCAUCUGUUGGUGGCGGACGCCUGCUCUAACAAGAUCCUAGUAGAGCUGGUGGGUGAAGGCCACAGAGACAGAUUCACCUUCAGAGGACUAAAGGAAGACACAGAGGAAAGGGAUGCUAAGAGCAGCCUGAAUAAAGACAUCAUUGAUGCUAUCAGAGUGAAUCACAUGGACUUUGGGCACUGUCCUGUCGGGAAGUGCUGCCGCAGGACCUUCGCCAUCAGGAACCGCACCCGGCACCAGUUCCUGCGCUUUGAGUGGGAGGCAGACGGCCCAUUCCACAUCUCCCCCAAGGUGGGACACCUCCGUCCUCGCCGUUCCAAGGAGAUCAGAGUGUCCUUCAAAUCAAAUGUCCCAGUCACCUACAGGAGGCACCUUGUGAAAUGUAAGGUGACCAAGAUCGAGUUUCAGCUGCCACCAAGGAAGGUUCCGGACUGGGAUGACCAACAGUGCAUUGUCACGUGGAAGAGUACCCCCAGGAAAGACCCAGGAGACAAAUUCUAUAAAAUGCAGAAGGUGGUCGAGCCAGUCCCAGAAACGGAUCACACUGAGGUGGAGGGUAGCACCCAGGAGGCCGAGGUGCGCCUCAGUGCUGCUGUGGCCUACACCCAGCUGAAGACGAACACCAUCGUGGUUCAGUUCAAGAACACCUUGCCCUUCCACACAAGGACAGCCACUUUCAGAAUUCACAACACAGGGAAGGUACCUCUGGAAUACUACUGGGAGGAACCUACAGCUAGUAAACCAGUGAAGAAGGGAUACUCGGUCGCUCUGAUGCGUCGGCUCCUCUCUUCUAAAAUUAUAAAGCAUCGCAGAAAGCUGCUGCGUCGUUACUGGCGGCGGCUGGCCCGUCCUCCUAAAGUGCGGCGGUGGCCUGACAAGAAGCAGCAGCAUUCCAAGUGGUGGCAGCAGCAGCAGCAGCAGCAGCAGCAGCCCGAGCAGCCAGCCCCUUCCAAGAAGAAGAAAAAGACAAAGCACGUCUCUCUACAGCAUAGCAGUUCCUCCAUGGAAAUCUUCCCAGAUCUGACCGAUGAAACACCGGCGGCACUGUUCUCCAUCGACCCCUACCGCGGCACCCUCGCUCCUGGCCAGAUGCAGACCUUCCACGUGCGCUUCGCCCCGAAGGCUGUGGGCAAGUUUAAGACCAUCAUGGUGUGCAGGAUUCCUAAGCUGAGGCCAAGUCAGAAGAAGGUGCGGCUGAUUUUGAGAGGCAGGGCCCGGGACAAGAAGAAGAUGAGGUUUGGUAAACCCAAACGCUCGGCGUUACGGCAGGCAGAGGAGAGCCCGAAGCCCAAGAAGAAGGUGCACUGGAAACUGCCCCCUGAGUGAGAGCGUUUGUGUCAGCUGGAGCCUCCACAGGAGCCAGCAGCACCGUGCCUUCUGCUGCUGGUGGUCUCCCACCCUUCACCAGAGACCUCCGCAGCUACCCUUCCAGUGAA